This is a messenger RNA of Nerophis lumbriciformis (worm pipefish), 2193 nucleotides long. The record is from RefSeq and is a predicted model, not a curated record. NCBI's taxonomy places the organism in Eukaryota, Metazoa, Chordata, Actinopteri, Syngnathiformes, Syngnathidae.
AUGAACCAGGAUACCAUUUUGGCAAAGCUGAAAAAGGAUGUUCGCUCUUUGCUCAUUUCCUCUAAAGUGGAUUUGGACCCUGACCAAUUAAGAAAGGACUACCGAACUAUGGUGGGCCAUCCUCUGCCACUGAAACUCCUGGGCUUCAGAAAUGUCAUGGAUAUGGUACAGGAGAUGCCUGAUGUGGUGUCUGUUAAUUUCAAAGAAGAUGGGAGUAUAUUACUGAAGGCUGUUAGCCAUGAGUCUACACUAAACAUUGAGGAGCUGGUAGCUAAGCAGCGCAUUUCUACUGCAGACAAGAAAAGAAAAGAUCAUCAGGUUUAUUCCUCCCGCUAUAGUCACCAGUCAGUCCCCUUGGUCCUUCCCAGACGAGGUGGUGCUCCUCUGGCCCUUCCACCCCAGCUCAGGGCACAGCUACGGCUCGUCCUUUCACAGGGUCCUCUCAGGUUAUCAGAACUAGAGACCAGCUUUCGUCGAUGCUUUGGACACAUGCUGGCUGUUUAUGAUUUGGGGUUCUACUCUAUUGGAGAGAUGCUGGAAGCUGCUAAAGACCUAGUUAUGAUCCAACAGGGCAGAUUUGGCUCAAUUCUGACUUUGAGAGAGCAAAUGAUGCCCAAGCCAAUUAACUUACAGCAGAGCCACGAAGCAGUAACAACCACAAUGAAAGCAAACUCCUGUGGAAGUUCUGUCACUGAGCAGUCAACACAUGUCAGUUCUAAUAUGCAAUUGACAGACAAGAACAAAGAACCUGAAGCUCAGCUUUGCCAGGAAAGUCAACUUUUUCAGGAGAGAUUCGUAAAGCUGCAAGAGGAGUUUCGCCUGAAGAUUGUUGAGAAUGGAGUUGCUGGCACAAUUUGUCACAAGCUCAAAGAGAGACUGCAAAAGGUCAUCAGUCAAAGUAGCUGUGAAAUAUCAGUCCACAAUCUCCCCGGAGAAUAUAAGAGGGUUUGGGGUGAGGACUUACCACUGAAAGAGAAUGGCUUUGUCAGUGUCACUGAGCUGGUUGACUCCAUGAGUGACAUUUUUGACUUGCAACAAGUAGAGGAGGACGGCAUACACGACUGGAUAGUUAAAAACGUUCAGGACUCUGUCCCUUUACACUCAGAAGAUCCUGUUGCAAAGCAGACAGGUUUUCACCCUACUGAGUCUCUUUGGGAAUCUGGACUGAGUGAUGAUGGAGACAUCCAAUCAGAGGAUGAAGAUGAUGAACAAUUAACAGUGCAGCAUCUGGUGAAUCAAGAAUUGAUGUCUGAAUUGUGUCCAUCUAUUAGUGUGUACCAUGGCGCUGUGCCUCUGGAUGCUCUGCAGAGUCAAUGUCUUGAACGGCCAACGGUGCAUUCUGCUUUUGAGUUGUUACCAGUCAGGGUGGAACAAGUGGAAUCUCUAGAACUCUUCUACAUCUCCUUCAUUGGUAACAAGGAGGCCCUAACAUUUGAGAACAUGAAAGGAGAGAUGAGACAAUGUUACUCCUCCCCUGAUGUGUCAGAGCGCUACCGCCUCCCCAGGCAAUUUAUCCGACGAGGGCAAGUCUGCUGCACUUCAUCCAAAGAGAUGUUGUUUUCCCGAGGAGUGAUUCACAAGGUCAUCAGCCCUACCAGCGUUGAGGUGUACCAUGUGGACGUUGGCGUGGUCACCACUGUGCACACUGAUCACCUGAUGUUCCUUAAGUCAUGCUUCUCCAUUCUUCCAGCACAAGCUGUUCCAUCAUCACUUGCUGGAAUAAAACCAAAUUCUGGUGCCUGGAGCUCCCAGGCUCUUUCUUCAUUUGUCGAUCUUUGCAGUAAUCGUCCCCUAGUGGCCGCUCUUCUUUGCUACGUUGGAGAUGUGCUCCAGCUCUAUCUUUGUGAUACCCACACUGACGAGGAUAUCUACAUCCACCGUGUCCUCCUUAGCCAAGGCCAUGGGGAGGCCUGCAGCGACACUGGCAGUACAGCAGUGGGUGCCCAUAUCAGCCCUGUUAGUGUAUACUUGGGGGAGGGCACAUUUGACUUGCCAGAGGUGGUGGAGUUUCAAGACGAUGAAAUGCCAGCCUUAGAGUUAAUUGAAAACAAUAACACCAGAUAUUGCCAGACUCCUUCCCCACAUGCAGAAGAGAAGCCGGAGUUUAAUGGGGUGGAAUCAUCCACAGUUUUUCCUCUUCCUGUUCUGAAGACACAUGAGAAAAUCAAUGACAGCAUCUUUCAGGGUACAUAG